Messenger RNA from Protopolystoma xenopodis, 483 nucleotides. NCBI's taxonomy places the organism in Eukaryota, Metazoa, Platyhelminthes, Monogenea, Polystomatidea, Polystomatidae. The record is from the annotation of a GenBank genome assembly.
AUGGUUCGCGACCGUAUCCUCCCUGAUGUCAUACACAAUUUGACGCUGGAACUGCCUAAAAUAAGUGCUUCAUGUACCCUUAACCUGAAGGAAGCCCAGGCCGAAUACCGCAAACUAGCGCUCAUCUUUUUUCAGGCCAUGCUUGACCGUCUCAUCUAUGACCAACCACCUCUGCCCGAUCGGCCCGAGGUCAAAACCUGGCUUCUAACAGACUUAGAUCUCACAGAAAUGCUGCGUCAAUAUAUCGCCGAGGCUACGGGCCACUUUUCCAUUGACAGCAACAUCCUGGAUGUGGAUGACAUAAUCUGGUUGACAAACUCAGUCCAGUCGGUAAUAAGUACUUUAAUGCCGGUGACCAGACGACAAAAGUUCCUGAUAUCAGAACAAGUAGGAAAAAGAAGACAUUAUCUAUUCUUAUAUUGUAAUGCUAAAGCACGGAUUGGAGAACUUCUACGACUUGGAAAUUGCAGUGACAGACAUUAA